CAUAUAAACGAGGACAGCACUCGAGAAAAUCAUCAGUUCACUCUCAGCUUCCACAGUGAGAACAUCUCUACCAGUUUCUAAGUUCAGUGUGAUCCUCCGUUCACAUAUCAUCAUCCACCUAAUAGCAUCAUGUCCUUCAACAACAAAAUGAUGAUUGCCUCUACUUUGGCCGCUGUGUUCUUCCUUCUCUUGAUCCUGGAUCAGCCCAACAGUGUGGAGGCCGGUCACGGGCACGGCCACAAGGCCCACGGCACGGCUUGUCUCGUCAAAGGCUCGUAUUGCUCGUGCCAUUAUUGCAAGUGCGAACACGGUCACAUCCAUUGCGGAGGCUACGGCAAGAAAGGCUACGGCAAGAAGUAUUGCUACGGCUCCAUGGAAGGCGAAUACUGCCACUGUGACUACUGCAAGUGCAAGCACGGUUACGGCUCGACUGGCUACGGCAAGUGCCAUUAAGUGGACAGACGAACCUUGAGCAGGACUCAAUUGCCUUCCAUGCUCGCCAUCUGACGUCUCCUGCGCUUCCCCGUAGAGGAUCUUAAUCACGCUGUCCAACUUCCAAGUGAAGGGCAUGACGACACGAAUCUCAUGUUGUGCGUGUAUACUAUCUGUGUGUGUGUGUGUGUGUGUAUAUAUACCUUAGUUGAGGGAGGGUGAACUGUUACUUUUUGGUAUCAGUACCGUGUACUGGCCAUGAAGAUGAGGAAAAAACGAACUGCUUCGAUUACUACCAUAUGUAUUAAACCCCGCCGAUCAUUGGAUGGUCGGCGUUGUGGACAACUAAUUGUGAUAUUGCUAUGAACUUGUUAUGGAAAAUCUAGUCAUCGUUACCCCUUUGAACUUGUUGUUCUGCGUGUCUUAUUUUCUUGAAGUGUGUGGGGACAAAAAUAUCCUUA
This is a messenger RNA of Tigriopus californicus, 893 nucleotides long. RefSeq names its product integrin beta-6-like. The coding region runs from base 130 to 453 and encodes 107 amino acids. Lineage: Eukaryota; Metazoa; Arthropoda; Copepoda; Harpacticoida; Harpacticidae. The record is from RefSeq and is a predicted model, not a curated record. The transcript has a single exon.